AUGGGUGGCUACGACGACCUCUUGGGCGACGGACGGCUGCUGAAGCGCGUCGUCGCCACUGGCGCUGGCGACGCGCCGCGGCCCGGAGGCACCGUGGCAGUGCGUUACGAAACGCGCGUGGUCCGCGAGGCCGGUGACGCCAUUGGAAAGGUUGGAGAACUCGGAGAAGUCGGAGAACUGAUCGAUUCUUCAGGGGAUGAACUCUUUGAUUUCACCCUGGGUUCGGAAGAUGUUUUGGAGGCUUGGAACUUGGCAAUUCCCACCAUGAAACCCAACGAACGCAGUGUGUUUCUGGCACAUCCUAGUCUGACUUAUGGAGAAGAUGGAGCUGGAGAUGACAUCCCACCGGGCGCAUUGUUGGAAUUCACCAUUCAUCUUUUCCCAGCAAAGGUGGAAGCCACCGCGCCAAAUGUGGAUGAAACGGUUGGAAAGAGCCUUGGAGCCGGGAAGCUGCAGAAAUCCAAGGAAUCGGUGCAAAUGCAGCGUCUCAGAAGGGCGACUGAAGCGAAGGAACGAGGAAAUCAGUUGACGCGGAAUGGAGAGUUUCACGCUGCACGGAAAGCUUACAAAGAAGCCUUGAUGUUGCUGAAACCUAUUGAGAGUGAUGGUGAAGUGGAUGUGACCCAGCAGAUGUUUGAGGAAAUGCACCAGCUGCGGCUCUCGUGUUUUUUGAACUUGUCACAAUGCGAUUUGAAAGUGGAAGAGUAUCCGAGGGCCAUCUACAGCGCCACGAGCGCCCUGGAGCUGGACAGUGGGAACUGCAAAGCGCUGUACCGCCGGGGUGUGGCCCAACUGCGGCAGGGCGCCGUGGAGGAGGCGAAGGUGGAUCUGUUGAAGGCCUUCCAGGCAGAUCCCAACGCAGAGAUUCGAGCGCGACUGGAAGAGUGCAGAGAGAAGCUGGCAGCAAGUGCCCAAUGGCAUAAGAAUGCAUUUGGAGGAAUCUUCCACAAAGCACCUGAACAGCUUGCUCGGGAUCAUGACCUCUCUGUACUGCCUCAAGUAUGGUUGGAGAUUCAGAUUGGAAAUGGCCCAAUAUAUCGGCUGAAUAUCGCUUUAUAUAGCGAUACAGUUCCUCGCACCGCUGAGAAUUUCCGUUGUCUUUGCACCGGAGAGCGCGCUGGUACAAAGGGCCUUCCAUUGAGUUUCCGCCGCAGUGUGGUGCAUAAGGUCAUUCCUCGUAGCCUCGUGGAAGGGGGUGAUAUCACCAAAUUUAACGGCACUGGAGGAGAAUCCAUCUAUGGCCCCACAUUUUCCGAUGAAGGUUUUCAAGACCUGCACCAUAAACGUGGUUUACUUUCAAUGGUGAACCAUGGCCCCAAUAGCAACAGCUCCAAAUUCAUGGUGACUUUGCGAUCUCUGCCGGAGUUUGAUGGAAAAAAUGUGGUUUUUGGCGAAGUUCUGUCUGGAUUGGAUGCAUUAGAUGCGAUGGAGGCGGUGGACACGGAAUACCCUGACUGGCCCAAAACGCAGAUCAUGGUGGUCGCUUGCGGUGACAGAAGAUCCUGA
This is a messenger RNA of Cladocopium goreaui, 1506 nucleotides long. The record is from the annotation of a GenBank genome assembly. NCBI's taxonomy places the organism in Eukaryota, Dinophyceae, Suessiales, Symbiodiniaceae.